AUUGUGUAGGAUCUUCAGAAAGAAGUGAAAGAUGUUCGGUAUUGCCUGAAACAAAAAGAAUUCGACUUGGAUCUGAUUCGAUCAGAGAAGGAAGAACUUCGCAAGGAGAUGAAGGAGCUAGAAAAAACCAGAUCUGGUGAACAAAGAGCGUUCUUGAACGAGUUUACUGACUUACGCAAGACGAACUUAGAACAAGGAGAAAAGAUACAGGAGCUCUUACAACAGCUUAACAUGGCCGAAGAACGUGAGAGUCAGACUGAACGUGAAACAGACGAGUUACGAGGAAAACUAAAUCACAUCCAGCAACAGCUCACAGACAAUGAAGGUAAAACCGAGAUGUAUAGGAAAACGGUUGAAGAACAAGAACAAAAACUUGAAGAAUGUCAGCUGAGACUGCAGUCAGAAGUGAAGACCCCACAAGAAUCAGUGGUAAAAGAACUGAAG
Messenger RNA from Limulus polyphemus (Atlantic horseshoe crab), 444 nucleotides. RefSeq lists its product as uncharacterized. The annotation marks the transcript as partial. Lineage: Eukaryota; Metazoa; Arthropoda; Merostomata; Xiphosura; Limulidae. The transcript has 3 exons. The record is from RefSeq and is a predicted model, not a curated record.